This is a messenger RNA of Staurois parvus, 567 nucleotides long. NCBI's taxonomy places the organism in Eukaryota, Metazoa, Chordata, Amphibia, Anura, Ranidae. The record is from the annotation of a GenBank genome assembly.
GCCAGUGUGCAGGGGAGGAGCCAGUACACCUGUGCAAGACUGGAGGGGAGGAGGCGGUACACCUGUGCAAGACUGGAGGGGAGGAGCCGGUACACCUGUGCAAGACUGAAGGGGAGGAGCCUGUACACCUGUGCAAGACUGGAGGGGAGGAGGCGGUACACCUGUGCAAGACUGAAGGGGAGGAGCCUGUACACCUGUGCAAGACUGAAGGGGAGGAGCCGGUACACCUGUGCAAGACUGGAGGGGAGGAGCCGGUACACAUGUGCAAGACUGAAGGGGAGGAGCCGGUACACCUGUGCAAGACUGAAGGGGAGGAGCCAGUACACCUGUGCUAGACUGAAGAGGAGGAGCCAGUACACCUGUGCAAGACUGAAGAGGAGGAGCAAGUACACCUGUUCAAGCCUGAAGGGGAGGAGCCAGUACACCUGUGCAAUACUGAAUGGGAGGAGCCGGUACACCUGUGCAAGACUGAAGGGGGGGAGACGGUACACCUGUGCAAGACUGAAGGGGAGGAGCCGGUACACCUGUGCAAGACUGAAGGGGGGGAGCCAGUACACCUGUGCAAGA